Gryllus bimaculatus (two-spotted cricket) is the source of this 264-nucleotide messenger RNA. Lineage: Eukaryota; Metazoa; Arthropoda; Insecta; Orthoptera; Gryllidae. The record is from the annotation of a GenBank genome assembly.
AGAGAGCUGAGCAUGCGUGAAAAGCCUGACCAUAUCUGCUGGCCAGAUCAUCAUGAAGAAGAGUGGGGAAGCACCAUGAAGGGCCGGAGGCUGUCUGCGGAGGCGUCGGGAGAGGACACCGGCGAGUUUUGGUCUGUGGAUGAAUACAGGGCCAUCAACUGGCUUGCUGGAGAAGUUGAAGGUCUCGAGUUGCUACAUUUGCUGCUCAUUUAUUCUGAGCAAAGAACAUGGAAGAACAAGAAAGUAUUACCAAUCCAUUGUUAA